Oncorhynchus nerka (sockeye salmon) is the source of this 1517-nucleotide messenger RNA. Its product is annotated as myosin-9-like. NCBI's taxonomy places the organism in Eukaryota, Metazoa, Chordata, Actinopteri, Salmoniformes, Salmonidae. Gene Ontology annotation, biological process: vesicle transport along actin filament; actin filament organization. The coding region runs from base 267 to 1502 and encodes 411 amino acids. Gene Ontology annotation, cellular component: vesicle; cytoplasm; actin cytoskeleton. Gene Ontology annotation, molecular function: ATP binding; microfilament motor activity; actin filament binding. The record is from RefSeq and is a predicted model, not a curated record. The transcript is spliced from 11 exons.
CCCGCCUCCUCUGGACCGCACCCCGACUGACAACGCAAAGAGCGAAUUUAACUAGCCAGUGGAAGAAAGAAGGAAAAGGAAAGAGAAAAAAAGAGAGUGAGGGAGAGCAAGAGAGGGAAGAAGAGAACACUAUAGUUUGAUCCGAGUUCUUUGCGAGGCUGCUGUCGACUGAAAAUAAGUUUGUUUCGCGGCGACACGGAGACAGACUCAGCCACCGGUUGUAGCUAGCCAACCCCAAAAGCCUCUGCAUCUCAACAGCAGCAACCAUGGCGACGGACGCAGACAAGUUCCUGUACGUGGACCGCAACAUGGUCAACAACCCUCUGGCCCAGGCAGACUGGGCCACCAAGAAGCUGGUGUGGGUGCCGUCGGAGCGGCUGGGCUUCGAGGCGGGAUCUGUGAAGGAGGAGCGAGGUGAAGAGUGCCUGGUGGAGCUGGCAGACUCUGGCAAGAAGGUGAAAGUCAACAAGGACGACAUCCAGAAGAUGAACCCGCCCAAGUUCAGCAAGGUGGAAGACAUGGCCGAGCUCACCUGCCUGAAUGAGGCCUCUGUGCUGCACAACCUCAAGGAGAGAUAUUACUCUGGCCUCAUCUACACAUACUCUGGGCUCUUCUGUGUGGUUAUAAACCCCUAUAAGAAUCUGCCCAUCUACUCAGAAGAGAUUGUGGAUAUGUACAAGGGCAAGAAGAGGCAUGAAAUGCCCCCCCAUAUUUAUGCCAUCACUGACACGGCCUACAGGAGCAUGAUGCAGGACCGUGAAGACCAGUCCAUUCUUUGCACAGGAGAGUCUGGUGCUGGGAAGACAGAGAACACCAAGAAGGUCAUUCAGUAUCUGGCCCAUGUGGCCUCUUCCCACAAGACCAAGAAAGACCAGACCAGCUCGUUCCUGUCACAUGGUGAGCUGGAGAAGCAGCUGCUGCAAGCUAACCCCAUCCUGGAGGCCUUUGGAAACGGCAAGACUGUGAAGAACGACAACUCCUCCCGAUUCGGAAAAUUCAUCAGGAUUAACUUCGACGUCAACGGAUACAUCGUGGGGGCCAACAUUGAAACCUACCUGCUGGAGAAGUCCCGUGCCAUCCGCCAGGCCAAAGACGAGAGGACCUUCCACGUCUUCUAUUACAUGCUCACUGGUGCUGGAGACAAACUGCGCUCCGAGCUGUGUCUGGAGGGCUACAACAACUACCGCUUCCUGGUCAAUGGAAACGUGACCAUCCCUGGCCAGCAGGAUAAGGACCUGUUCACCGAGACCCUGGAGGCCUUUAGGAUCAUGGGCAUUCCAGAGGAUGAGCAGAUUGGUCUCCUGAAGGUGGUGUCUUCAGUGCUCCAGCUGGGCAACAUGAGCUUUAAGAAGGAGCGCCAUUCAGACCAGGCCUCCAUGCCUGACGACACAGGUACAGCAAACCUUUAUGUGGGCUGGUUUGAUCCUAAAAAUGAGAUCCUAGUAUCUGUCAAUUACACUCUACUGACCAGCAGAUUAUACACUUCAGUCCACCAGAAUUAACUAAUCAAAUCAGUU